UAGAUGUGCUUCGCUCCUCGACUUCCGCUUCAGGUUUUGUCUGCUGAAACUGCUGCCAAAUCUACCCGUAUUUCUUUUUUUCCGGCGUACCCAGCAUAAAGGUACCGCAAACCUUUUCACUUUUAACAUGAAUCUGAUCAAUCGUACCACGGCCACCGGCUUGUUCUGCCCCGGCAUUAAAAAUGGCGUGAAGCAGAACGGCUUCUACAGCUUUGUAUCGGCGUCUCUGCCCGUAGCCCCGCUCAAAGCGAAAAGCGAAGAGGAGCUGGACAGUCUGGAUGAAGGCGAACGUUUUCAUGGAGCGCCGAAAACAGAGAGGCGUGAUUGCGAACACCACUUACGGGCGUCGGGCAACGAAGACGGGUCUUUGCCGUCCACGCCGGGGACGCCGCCGGACUGCGGGAAAAUGCUGACGUUUCCCAACAGGGGGCUCAGCCAGGAGACUCAUGAGCUUAUCGGGACCUUCUUACGGACUUACAGCGGCCUCCCGGCCUCGGCCAGCCGACACAAAGCGUACCCUGUCCUCAGACGAGUGGCGGAGACUGUCAUAGGAAAGCACUUGAUCGCGUACAAUGGCAUGAUUAAAAAACUAGAACUGGAUAAGCGUGGGGACGACACAAGUUUCGUCACGAAGGUGGCCGAGGAAAUCUUCAGUGACAAGGUCACCAACUGGGGUCGCAUCGCCAGCCUGAUAGCGUUUGGGGGUGUCGUGUGCAAGUACCUGAAAGAUCACGGACAGACCAACUGCGUGGAUGAUGUGGCAAGCCGGAUCAGCUGCUACCUGCUGGAACACCAGAGGGACUGGCUAAACCGUAACAAUGGCUGGGAGGGAUUUACAGACUUCUUCUAUAUGGAAGACCCAGAGUCCACUGUGCGUAAUGCUCUUGUGGCAUUUGCAGGAGUUGCAAGCCUGGGGGCUGGACUUGCUCUGUUGAUGAGGUGAUUUCAAUUAUUUAUCAGAGGAACAGUCAGAAAACAGCUAGUCUGAGCCCCGGGUCAUGCACAGUCCAAGGUUGGAUGCAAGACUCAGCAGGUGGACUGUCAUGCCGGGGGGAGACGCAGGCUUGGAGUAGAAGCAGCAGUAAGAGCAGUCUUGGAGAGGUUUUUUUUUCUUCUCUCCUCCCCCCAUUUGGUCUUCACAUGUUUGAGUGCCGUCACCUGCUGACAAUGAAUCUGCAGUCCUGCAAACACAUUAACUGUAUAUGUUAUAACCCACUUUUUUUUCUGGAAGUGAGACUUGGUCUGUUUUUUCCGGAAAAUUGUGUGUGACAAUGUAGAUUACCAAAUCUAUUUUUCUAUAAAAUUUAUUAAAGUAUCGAGUAUUUAAAACUGC
This is a messenger RNA of Paramormyrops kingsleyae, 1333 nucleotides long. RefSeq names its product induced myeloid leukemia cell differentiation protein Mcl-1-like. The record is from RefSeq and is a predicted model, not a curated record. Gene Ontology annotation, biological process: mitochondrial fusion; extrinsic apoptotic signaling pathway in absence of ligand; intrinsic apoptotic signaling pathway in response to DNA damage. Gene Ontology annotation, molecular function: BH domain binding; channel activity. Gene Ontology annotation, cellular component: mitochondrial outer membrane. Lineage: Eukaryota; Metazoa; Chordata; Actinopteri; Osteoglossiformes; Mormyridae.